CUCGCAUCACAAACAAGUUGUUUUCAUAUUUUGUACAUUAUUUUAACUAGGAAAUUAUAAUAAAAUCAACCAUGGCUGCACGGCAAUCAGUGAUUAAAGCAGUUGAAUGGGGAAAAAUCCUGGAGAGGACACGACCUGACAUGAAAUCUACUAUUGGUGCAUUCAAAGCCAAAAGUGAUGGCAUAUUUAACAACUAUGUUAAAUCAAAAGAUGUCAAACUCGACAUUGAUUGGGCUUACUAUCAAUCAGCUGUUGCAAACAAGGCGCUUGUUGCUGAUUUCGAAAAACAAUUCAAAGCUUACAAGGUGCCAAAACCCAUUGACACGAAGAGCAAAGAACUUGAAGAUAAGACUGCUAAAGAUAAUGAGGCUGUGAAGAAAUUUCUUCAAGAAACUGAAGAAAAUCUCACAGAGGUCAUGAUGACAGUGGAUCGUCUCAACUCUCUUCCUCCAUUCGAGCAGAUGACUAUUGACGACAUAUUUGAAAACUUCCCACAAGUCAAACCAGAUUAUAAGAAGAUACCACACUGGCCCCAUGCUGAAAGUGUUGACCAAAUUCUAACCAAGCCACGCUAAAUAUGUUCUUAUCUCUCAAUAAAUUAACCCUGCUCUAAAUGGUCACUUAUUCAAAAAUUCAUUUCUUUAACUUGAAAGUUCUGUUUAUGGUUUCGAAUUAAAAGCUGUACAAUGAAA
Molecule: messenger RNA, 692 nt
Organism: Ciona intestinalis (vase tunicate)
Lineage: Eukaryota; Metazoa; Chordata; Ascidiacea; Phlebobranchia; Cionidae
Product: ATP synthase peripheral stalk subunit d, mitochondrial-like
Biological process (GO): proton motive force-driven ATP synthesis
Molecular function (GO): proton transmembrane transporter activity
Source: RefSeq, a predicted model, not a curated record